This is a messenger RNA of Closterium sp. NIES-67, 1835 nucleotides long. Lineage: Eukaryota; Viridiplantae; Streptophyta; Zygnematophyceae; Desmidiales; Closteriaceae. The record is from the annotation of a GenBank genome assembly.
ACGAGGCUGUGUCGACAAUCCAUGGCUGCCACAUUAUCUAACACAGCACGGGGGUGUCUAAAGUAGCCGAGGGUCUCCGAUUCGCGGCUGAAACUCGGCCAUGGCUCAUUCCUAUCGUCCCUUUUUUAAGAUUUCUUGAAAUUUUGAAAUGCGAAACAUCAAUGUACCCUGCCUCCAGUGCCCAUCUCCAUUCGGAUGGUGCAUGACAAGUAUUAGGCGCAGCGCGCUCGUCCCCCCACUCACUAUGCUCUUCUUCCUCCUCGCAAUCCUGGACGAUCCACCUCCCAAGGCCACCAUCUCCGUCGUAAUCUCCUCCUCUCCCUUCUAAUCUCCUCCUCUACCUCGUAUCUCCUCACCUCUCUCCGAAUUCUCCGCUACCCGCGCUACUAGCGAUGGACUACUCCCUGCCCGCUCGUAAGCUGCUCCUCUCUGACGUCAGCGCGUGCCGGAUUGUCCGGCGAGCGAACGGGCAACCGCUGCUGCAGGUGAACGGCUUCACGCUACAGCGGGUGUGGGUGCAGGGCAUUCUCAGAAGCCUCGAUGCUGCGUCCCCAGCUACUGGCACGCAAGGGAUGCAGGGUGGGGAGGUGCCUACUGGGGGUGGCGGAUCUGCUGCUGAGGGGAGGUUGUUUCUGGACGAUGGGAGUGCAGCCGUUGAGAUUGUUCCUGCUAAAGGGGGGUCUCCUCCUCAAGUUGGCUCGUAUGUUCAAGUCAUAGGUGCCCUGUGCACCCGCCCGGCUUCUCCACCAUUCAUCAAGGCGCGCAAGCAAUCGUUUUCUGAGGAUGCCCAUCUGUCCUCCACGCUCCAUGUUGCCCCGGUGAUCUCAGGUGCACAAGCUCGUUGACCUGUCUGCUCACCCCAACAGGGAAUCCCUGUGGUUCCUCGAGGUUAUGGAAUCGCACAUGAGGGCCCAUGCCAUGUCAAGCACAUGAAGGCCGGUGCCAUGCCAGGCACAUGAGCGCCCAUGCCAUGCCAGGCACAUGAGCGCUCCCCUCCCACUUCUCGCCACCCUCUACCUUACCCCUGCUGUGAUCUCAAGCGCGCAAGCAAUCGUUUUCUGAGGAUGCCCGUCUGUCCUCCACGCUCCAUGUUGCCCCGGUGACCUCGGGUGCACAAGCUCGUUGACCUGUCUGCUCACCCCAACAGGGAAUCCCUGUGGUUCCUCGAGGUUAUGGAAUCGCACAUGAGGGCCCGUGCCAUGUCAAGCACAUGAAGGCCGGUGCCAUGCCAGGCACAUGAGCGCCCAUGCCAUGCCAGGCACAUGAGCGCUCAUGCCAUGCCAGGCACAUGAGGGCCAGUGCCAUGCCAGGCACAUGAGGGCCCAUGCCAUGCCAGGCACAUGAGUGCGUGACGGCUCGUCUGAUUAGCAGCUGCGGUUCGCCUCCUCUCUCCAGCCAUUUCGUAACCACUAACUCACGUGUACUUUGAGUCGACUCAAAAUACACCCAGAUACAUGCCCAGCAUAUACGAUGCCAUGCCAUCCACUGCUGAGCUCUCAGGUGCACAAUUUUAUUGACCUGUCUGCUGACCCCAACAGGGAAUCCCUGUGGUUCCUCCAGGUUAUAGAACCGCACAUGAGGGCACGUGCCAUGUAAAGCACAUGAGGGCCCGUGCCAUGUCAAGCACAUGACUGCAUGACGGGCCGUUUCUUUCCUCUGGGUGGCGCAUGCACUUCCGAGCCCCCCUACUUCUGGAGCUUUAAUUGUUCACAUUGUAAUUUUUUCUGCAACGAGUAAAAACUCAGUAUUUUAGGACUUGUACAUGUGAGUGAGUGACCUUUGACCUACCAUGCUGGCCUACUCUUAGCGAGACAACAAUUUCAAUUCGACUGUAU